Molecule: messenger RNA, 2613 nt
Organism: Malaclemys terrapin pileata
Lineage: Eukaryota; Metazoa; Chordata; Testudines; Emydidae
Gene: EPHX4
Product: epoxide hydrolase 4
Exons: 7
Coding region: 769-1872 (367 amino acids)
Molecular function (GO): hydrolase activity
Source: RefSeq, a predicted model, not a curated record
GCGAGGGAGAAUACGAGUAGAUUUAAUUUCCAGCUCUGCCACUGGCUUUCUAAGGGACUUAGCUAAGGUCACUUAAUGUCGCAGCUGAGCAGCGAGGAUAUUUUUCCUACCUCAAAAGGGGCGUGCUGGAGAGACACUCAGAGUAGGUGAUGAGCGCGGUUGCUCUGUGAGGCUGCCCUGGGCUGGAGGAGUCCCCCGAAUCCAGCCUGGGCGCUGGGGGCUCGGGGCGGAGCUGUCCCCGGUUCUGGGUGUAGAACAUCCUAGACUUACCCGGGCGUGCCUGGGGGCUGCACGCGGGGCUGACGGCGGCACAGGGCUACCUCUGACAAGGUAGGUGCGCAGCGCACGGGGCUGCUUGCGGCUGACCUGCGCCGGGUUGUUGGCCCCUGCCUUAGAGCCGGGGGCUGUGGGGAGGCCCUCUGCGUCAUUCCCGCUGUUGGGGGGCCGGGGCUGCCCUCCGCGAAGGGGCUGGGAGAGAAGUGGAGGGAGCCGAGGACCCGGUGCCUGCCCCCCGCGUGGUGCUGCCCCGCCCGACUGCAGGAGCCAGCCUCCUGCCUGGCUGCUCUCAGUCACGCCGGCUGCUGCUGGCCGGCUCCCUGCCGCUGGCGUGAGGCAGACGUGCCGGUGUCUUGGCUGGGCUGGGCUCCGGCCCCGCUCACACGGCUGCCGGCGGCGGCUCGUGCCUGGUGGCGCGCUGCUCUCCCUGCCGCCGAGCCCAUCCCCUGACGCUGACGGGGAGGGAGGAUUGAGAGGAGCAGCCGCCGCCUAAUGGCGACCCCCACUGAUUGUUUACCGUGGCUCCCGGGCGGGUUCAUGGUGACGGUCAGGGCUCUGCUCUUCUGGGCGCUGGUGUAUAGCUACUGCGCGAUCUGCGCCUGCAUAGAGCUGCUGAAACUUUUGUGGAGCAUAGGAAGGAGUCCAGGCAAGACCUUCCAGCGGAUCACCCGGGAGAAUCCUCCAGCCUGCCUCAGUGAUCCCUCCUUGGGCACCCACUGCUACGUGAGAAUUAAGGAUUCAGGGUUAAGAUUCCACUAUGUAGCUGCUGGAGAACGGGGUAAACCACUCAUGCUGCUGCUUCAUGGCUUUCCAGAGUUCUGGUAUUCUUGGCGCCAUCAAUUGCGAGAAUUUAAAAGUGAAUAUCGAGUUGUGGCACUGGAUUUGAGAGGUUAUGGAGAAACAGAUGCGCCUUCUCACCAGGAGAAUUACAAGUUAGAUUGCCUAAUUACAGAUAUAAAGGAUAUUUUGGAAUCUCUAGGGUACAAUAAGUGUAUGCUGAUUGGCCAUGACUGGGGUGGAAUGAUUGCUUGGUUAGUUGCUAUUUGUUAUCCGGAAAUGGUGACCAAGCUUAUUGUGGUUAAUUUCCCUCAUCCCUCUGUAUUUACAGAAUACAUUCUACGACAUCCUUCACAAUUGAUUAAAUCUGGUUACUACUUCUUUUUCCAAAUGCCUUGGUUUCCUGAAUUCAUGUUUACAGUAAAUGAUUUCAAGGUACUGAAAAACUUAUUUACCAGUCGGACAACUGGAAUUGGAAGGAAAGGCUGUCGAUUAACAGCAGAGGACAUUGAAGCUUACCUUUACGUCUUUUCUCAACCUGGAGCACUAACUGGACCCAUUAACCACUACAGAAAUAUUUUCAGUUGCCUACCUCUGCAGCACCAUGAGGUCACCAUGCCUACCUUGUUGUUAUGGGGAGAAAGAGAUGCAUUUAUGGAAGUUGAGAUGGCAGAAACUACUCGGAUUUAUGUUAAAAAUCAUUUCAGAUUAACUAUUUUGUCUGAAGCCAGUCACUGGCUCCAGCAGGAUCAACCUGACAUAGUUAACAAGUUGAUAUGGACCUUUCUAAAAGAAGAGACAAUAAGAAAAAGAGAGUGACUUUUUCUACAUGUUUUAAAGGUCUACAUAAAAGCUGUUACAUUUAAAAAACUAAUUAUUAGCAGGACCAUAUUUCCAGCCUACCUUCUAAUUUGGGCUCUGUUAGGGAAAAGUGUUUUCGAUGUAUUGUACAUAUUGACACCGAUGUUAUUACUAAAAGAAAAUAGUGUGAGAACAUAUAGUGUUAACAUUGGUUUUACCUGUAUUCUUGUAUUUUGCACAUAAAAACACCUGCCUUAAAAUGUAUGUGUUUGUACAGUAAGGAAAUCAUGGAAAGUUACUUGGUUCUGGUUUCUCACUUGCUUUACACUUGUAAUAUAUGGUGCCUUUCACAAAUGUAUAAUGAAAUAAUGGCGGUCUGCCAUAUGAAAAAGAAGUCAGGUAUCAGUUGGACUAUCAGUUUUCAUUCAACCAGUAGAUUUGUAUUGUGAAAUUACAGCUGUUUUAUGUGGUAUAUUUUCUUCUUAAUUGAAAAAUAGGGAUCUGUUCACACGUAACAUAUCUGGACAAGAAGAAUGGAAAAUGAAGAGCUAUAUAUUCAUGAUUUAUGUAUCAAAUCCACUUCUAUCUAAUAAAAUGUAAUUUAAAUUGUGCCCUCUAUCUGACUCUUUACAGAGAGAUUUGUUCCUAAAGCUGGAUAGCCAUUUUGAAAAGUGAUGUGUCCAUUAUUAUUGUGCAGCCUUGCUCAUGCUAUCAUUGUUGAAAUUUCUAGCAAAUAAAGCCAUUCAGCAUUCAUCCUUC